Messenger RNA from Eupeodes corollae, 2193 nucleotides. RefSeq lists its product as uncharacterized. Gene Ontology annotation, molecular function: monocarboxylic acid transmembrane transporter activity. The coding region runs from base 416 to 2161 and encodes 581 amino acids. The transcript has 4 exons. NCBI's taxonomy places the organism in Eukaryota, Metazoa, Arthropoda, Insecta, Diptera, Syrphidae. The record is from RefSeq and is a predicted model, not a curated record.
UUUGUGUAUCACUUAGACUAUGUCUUAUGUCAAGAGAAGGUGACAAACAAAUCCGUUCGAAACAACCAAAUCUAAAUGUAGAGAAGAAAAAAAGAUACAUUCCAGUCGCUUCUGUGAUUGUCGUCGGAGUCAGAAUCCCAAUUCAGCGAGGAUUGUCGUAAUUUUUCAUUUUCCAAACUACGUCCGCAGUAGCAGAAGGUUGUGCGUUCGAAAUCGUUACGUACACAUAAACGAUCGGUAAUACUCGUGAGGAGGCGGCGGCGGCGUUCUUAAAAGUGCGUUCAGUAUUAUAAAUAAAAGCAUCUGACAUGUCGCUGAAUGUGUUUUGUUGAUUUAGUGAUUCAGAAACAGAAAGCUUUAAAAUAACCGUCGUGCAUAAAUUUUUGAAGCUCGUGCAGUGUAAAAGAAUGCAAAUAUGGAUUUGAAAGCUUUUCGUGACACAGUCGCUCCAACGCCAAAAACUCUUGAUGCUGUAGCACCUAGACGGCCACGAACCACGGUUACGACAGCGGGAGUCAGGCGGCGAGUUCUUAAGAAACACAUCCAACAGAAGUACCUGCUAUGUGGGUUCGCAAUACAUGCUUUCCUGGCAACACCCGCAUACCUCUAUGGCAACAUCGUUGAAACGGACAAGGAGUGGGUCAUUCGAAUAUGGCCGGCAAUCAUUUAUCAGGCCAUCAUACAAAUCUGCCGUUCGAUCUUGGAACACCUGACAGAAGAAUACCGGGGAAGGGAGGAUGAAACAAUAGCAUAUCGUCGCGUAUUUUUGAUAGCAACUGUCAUCAUAUGCGUUUCGUUGUUGAUUUGUGGAUGUCUCUUCUCCUCGGCAUGGCUCACUGUCACAACAACAACACAAGUGAUAGCAAUUGUUUGCUAUGGGGUUUUCGCAGGUAUCGGUUCAGCUUUGUUUACAUGGAAAACACAUGUUAUCCUCGAAGCCGUUCGACCACGGGAAGACAAAUAUGUGUGUAAAACAAUUCACCUGUGUGGUGAAGCCUUCUGUCAGCUUUUCCUCUCGUUCGUCUUUACCAGCUUACGAACGUUAUAUGGAACCUCCCAGUCCGUAGUUUUGAUGGCUGCAAUGUUUGUCAAUUUGAUACCAAUAAGUCUUCUAAUAACCCGUCAUCGUGAAGGAGCCAUCACCAAGAGAAUCUCGCUAAUCAAAACCGACUCACGUUUCGAAAGUUUUCAACCACUCAAUCCACUGGGCAAACUAUCAUCUCAUCUAAUGGCUGACCAAAUGGAUGGUAUCGAUAUGCAACAACGCCCCUGGAAGAAUCCAACUGACUCAGAGGUACAUUGUAACUAUAUGCUGACACACGAAGAAGCCUAUGUGACGUUCCUGAAUCCCCAUGGAGUGGAAAUUAUGGAAAUAAUUCCCGAAGAAGAUGAUGAAAAUAUCUCUGUCAUACGUUCAAGUUCUGCUACGAUAAACAAUUACGGUCGCAUAAGUCUGACAGCUUCACAGAAUAUCAAGUGUUCAUCGGUACAACAGAGUACAACUAAUUUGGACAAAAUUCAAGAAUUUUCCAAGACCAUAACUAUCACCUUGUGGGACAAUUUUUUGGAAACAAUGGUUCGUCCAUUGAGGAAGGCUAUUUUUAUGCCGAAACUAUAUUCUACAACACUUCUUUUGUCAACUGACAUUUUCUCAUAUGUCAUGUGUCUAACGGUACUGCCAGGAUUGGCUGCCAAUUUGCAUGCAAUCAAGAGUGCAGAAAUUCCAUUUUUGUUUUCGCUUCUGGCAUUCCCUUGGAUGUGCUUUUCGUUGAUGACUCCACGUUUUGGGAACGCCCUAACAAAACAAAAGGUCGAAUGGCAUACUUUAGGAUGUAUCUGCAAGGGACUUGCUUUGUUAUUUAUAAGCGUUUCGUCAUCAAAGCUUCUAUUGAGUGUUUCUUCAGUGUUGCUUGGUUUCGGACAAGCUGUCACAAUGUUCCUGCAGGACUUAGUUCUACAAAUAAGUAUGCCUCGAGCACAAUGGAGCAUAAUACGUUAUCCGGUACAUUUUACAAACGGACUACUUAUACUUCUAUGGGGUGUUGGAGCUCAUUUUGUUGUUGAUAAUUAUACAUUCCAGGCGAGUGUUGGUUAUUCCGCAGCCUUAUAUAAUUUUAGUAUACUUUUGUGGCAUUUAAUUUUUGUAUUUUGUAAAGAAUAACAAAUUAAAAAUAAAAUGAAAGCUGUAAAGAA